This is a messenger RNA of Monomorium pharaonis (pharaoh ant), 1097 nucleotides long. Its product is annotated as trypsin. NCBI's taxonomy places the organism in Eukaryota, Metazoa, Arthropoda, Insecta, Hymenoptera, Formicidae. Gene Ontology annotation, biological process: proteolysis. The transcript has 7 exons. Gene Ontology annotation, molecular function: serine-type endopeptidase activity. Bases 63 to 992 code for a protein of 309 amino acids. The record is from RefSeq and is a predicted model, not a curated record.
UUGCUAGCGACGGACAGUUCGUCCGUGAUAGUGACUAAGUGACGAGCGAAUUGCGGAGAACAAUGCGGGCUACGUUACGCUUAUUGGUGCUCCUGACGAUUUUGCAUUUCAUUUAUGGCUCGCCGACCGUUCUCCCCGGGUCUCUUGGCAAGGGAACGACAACUUUCGAUAUAACUGGUCGCAUAGUUAACGGUACAAAGGCUGUUUUGAGACAAUUCCCUUAUCAGGUGUCUUUAAAGCGCAGCUGGAAUAAUAAACACUUUUGCGGCGGAAGUAUAAUUAGUUCUUCUCUAGUCCUAACUGCAGGUCACUGCGUGUAUAUCUCCGGAAAGUUAACAGAACCAUGGAUGGUUAUUGUGGUCGGAGGGAUAGUACAUCUGGUUGACGAAGUUCCGUCACGACAGGAGAGGAAGGUGCUAGAUAUCAGGAUUCAUCCAGAAUUCGAUAUUUCGACAUUGCACAAUGAUGUUGCCGUUAUACAACUAUCGGAACCCUUUACGUUCACUCCGGAGCUCAAUAAUGUGCCCUUGUCAGCAAACGCUCCUGUGCCCAAGACUGUCUGUCAGGUAGCCGGUUGGGGCUAUCACUCGGCUAAUUACCCGAUAGUGUUUCCUGACUUAAUGUACGUAGAUCUACCCAUUCGAAGUACAAAGGAAUGUCGCAAACUGCUCAUAAACGAGACAGACCUACCACCGGGAAUGUAUUGCGCCGGUUACAUAGAAGGUGGAAGGGAUGCUUGCCAAGGUGAUUCCGGCGGCGGCAUGAUCUGCGAUGGUAUUUUGACCGGUGUCGUUUCGGGUGGCAAGGGGUGUGCUCAGCCACGAUUGCCUGGGGUGUAUGCAGAUAUUUCUCACUACUUAAAUUGGAUAUUAAGCGACUCAGAUGUAAUAAUAGUAGUGCAAAAAGUUGGGAAUUCCGGCGUAGUUAACACCUCGGAGAGUAUGAUGAUGCUAAUCUCCUUCCUCUUUUGUGCUCUUAUCAAUUACACCUAGACCUUGAAGCCAAGACUGUUUGUAGAUAUGUAUGUUUAAAGAUAUACUACAGUCGGCCAAAUACGAUUUGAUAAGUGAAAUAAAUAAAAUUAGCAGAAUAACUUU